UUCUUUCCCCUUCUCUUUCCACCUCAACUUUGACAGUCUUUGAAUGGAAGAUCAAGCGCAAAAAAUGGAGGCGUUGAAGAAGGCUUACGCGGAGAUCAUACUGAAUACAGCGAAAGAGGCAGCUAAUCGAGCAAUGGUAUCGGAGUGUAAAGCUCUUCGCUUUCAUCACGAUCUGCACAACACUAAAGACGAGGCGCUUCGGAUGCUUCUUCGAUUCAAACACAUAAUCGAUGCCAAGACAACUGAAGCAGAAAUGACAACGUUGGGCCAGCAAAAAAGAAUUGAAGAGUUGGAUGCUCAGCUUAACGAAACAGAAGGAGUGAUAGUUGAUCUUAGAGAGGAACUGAGAAAGGCACAUGAAAGAUUCGAGGAAGUGAAGAAGAGCCACAUGCUACAGUCAAAUGAACCAUUUGGAAACGAACACAUGCAUGAUAUUGAAGAUACAGCUCAUGAUAAGAAGAUAGAUGUUACUGAGCAGUUCAGAUCCUCUUCCCAAUGCGGUAGGUGUUCCAACUCAGCAAACAAGACUGCAACAUCAGGUCCUCACUUAGAUAACUUCUUCAUUGGUAACCCUAAUUUAGCUUCCGUAAACACAGGAAGCAAAGAGCCUGAUUUCUGUAGAAAUGGAUAUACUCAUAGAAUUCGAGCAAUUGAGAGGAAUCUGGUGGAUGGACAAAAUAUUUCUGAAGAUAGACCUGCCCAGGAACUUUGCACAAAAAAACAGUUAAUCAUAAAUGUGGAUGAAAAAAGUUCAGGAAAAUGUGCUCCAUCGUCUAUUGAUGCUGAGAGUAAAGACAUGAAUAUAGAUCCAAAGAACAUUAAUGGAUCCGAAGCUUUGUUCAUCAACAGUAGUGUUGCCAAAGAUCAAUCUGUUAAAGCUCAAAGACUUCCAAGAAACAGGGUUAGAUAUGCACAAUCGAGCCCCAAACUUUCUCGGUUCGAUUGCCGUGUUAUCAAGCCCACCGCAGUGCCAGAGAAUUUGAACCUCAAGGAGAACUCUCUUGGAAGGGAUGAAAAACUUUUAGAAACCAAUGAACAGAGUGCCUGUACCCUCCGUAGAAGCAUUAGGAAAAGGAAAGUGAGAUGUUUGGAUGAAAUUUCCUCAUUGUUCAAGUCACGUACUGCUCUUUCCCGUUGCAAAAAGAACUCGGGCAGUGCCGGUCUGAAAUUAGAUGAACAUCAAUACAGAUACAAAUCUGUGGCUGAGAUGAAUCAGAUGAUUGCCCCCAUAUCACCAUCUACAAAUGCUUCUGAAGAAACCAAGGACGAUGAAUUACCUGGGCCUCUUCAUAUCUAUCCUGUUGAGAACACCGGGUUGCUAAAUGAGUUAGUGGUUGAAAAAAAUGAAGUUGCUGCCAAAGAAUCUGCUGAACACACUGGUGGAUCUGCUUUUGAUAAUGAUAAAAACAGGCUUCUGAAGUAUACAUUCAGCAGGAAACGCAAGAAGAAUCUAUCUUCUAAAUCCGAUAAUUGCUCUAAUACUGGAAAGAGCAUUUUGAGCCGGAAAAUGGGAGAGAGAUCAAGUUUCUCCCCUGAACAGGAGAAAACCAGUCUGAUAGAAGACCCAUCUGCGGAUAGCCAGAACAUGGUUGAGGUUGCUUGCCAGCUAAUUUCGUUGUCGGAGGAACGUAGUUGGUGAAGGAGUUGGGUGCUUCAAAAUGUCAUCUUCCAGCAAUCGUAAGUGACUUUUAUAUGCCUAAAGAUUAGUUCAGAUAUUGAAGGGGUGUGUGUGUGUGUGUCUCACCAAUUGCAAGCUUAUGAUUUAUGAAAAUGGAAGUCUGGGUUUUAGUUAUAUAUUUUUGUUUCAUGAAGCAUCCAUGCAUGCAUUUUGCUUGAUGGAGGUACAUAAUUCGUUACUCAAGUUUAAUUAUCCUUGUUAAUUGGUAAAUCAGUAUGGCAAUUUAC
Cynara cardunculus var. scolymus (artichoke) is the source of this 1905-nucleotide messenger RNA. RefSeq lists its product as uncharacterized. Lineage: Eukaryota; Viridiplantae; Streptophyta; Magnoliopsida; Asterales; Asteraceae. The coding region runs from base 44 to 1639 and encodes 531 amino acids. The transcript has 4 exons. The record is from RefSeq and is a predicted model, not a curated record.